Molecule: messenger RNA, 1761 nt
Organism: Drosophila virilis
Lineage: Eukaryota; Metazoa; Arthropoda; Insecta; Diptera; Drosophilidae
Product: AF4/FMR2 family member lilli
Source: RefSeq, a predicted model, not a curated record
CGCUGCCAGAUCUGGCCGACCCUUGAGCAGUGAAACGAAGCAAAACAUUUUCAAAUAGUAAACCUAUUCGACAUAGAGCAGAGCUGAGAAGGAGCAAAAUUAAAAUGGAAUUUGGGCGCGACAACUAUCAGGACUUUUUUGAGAAACUGCACAGCACUGAGGGCCCCCGUAACCUGCGCCAGAUUUUCGAGGACGAUGACAAGCCGCUGCAAAACGAAACCAGCAACUUGCGCUAUCAACCGCAGUCAACCAACAAGCAGCAGCAACAGCAGCAACAACAUCAACAGCAGCAGCAGCAGCAGCAGCAACAGCAGCAGCAGCUGAAGCCCAAAACAAAAAUACAUUCCUCUGUGCCGCGCAAUAAGCAGGAACUGAUGACCGUCGAGAGCUGGAAUACUGUUGUGGCUAAAGUGGCGCAGGGCUACAAUGGCAGUGAUAAUGUAGGACGUGUGGGCGUGGCGCUGUCACGAAAUGGCGCCGGCGCCGCCAAGCUGGUUGUCUACAAGAGCCGCACCCAGCUGUUGAGCACCCUGCUGCUGACAAAAUCGACACAGUCGUCGUCGCCCCGUGCCGGUCCAUCGAAUGUGAUACUGCGUGAAUCGUAUAUGCAGUUCUACGAUGAUGAGCAGCGCUUCUGGAGUCUGCGCUUUGAGCUGGCCAAGGAUGAGGAGGAGUUCACCGAUGCACUGAUCAAGCUGGGUCUGCCCAUCGAGGAGAUGCGUACCGAGGCGCAGGCCAGCAAAGCGAAUGCCAGCACGCCGCCGCCAACAUCGAGCACACUGCCACAGCCGUUGCCGCGUCACCAAAUCUCGGUGACAUCCACAGCUGAAACGACCACAGUGCCAUCCAGUUACGACAGCGAAAGCGAGUCGACACAGUCCAACGAGGACAUCAUUACCACACAUCGCGCGCGUCCAGCCAACAAUUCGUUAAUGCCGCUGGCAGCCAGCAGCAGUGCCGUAUCGCUGGCCAUAACGCCCCAGAAUAUAUUGACCGCCUCGCCCACCAGCAAGCUGGAGGUCUAUCUCGAUGAGCAGCGUGCCACUGGGCAUGCCAUGGACAAGAAGAUGGACACCAUAUUGCAGGCAAUGUGCCGUCUGGCCAGCAGCAGCAAUGUACCGUUCAAUGACGGCGGCGACUCCAACUCAGUCUGUGUCACGGCCGACCCAAAUGAGUCCAAGAAAAUGGACACCAUAUUGCAGGCGAUGAGUCGAUUGGCCAACAAUAACAGUAUACAACAGUUCAGCGACAGUAUGGACACAACGCGCGGCGUCACCGAUAACGAGGAUGAGCUGCUUGAACUCGAGCAAAAGCUGCUUGACUUCAAAAAGGAGAAUCGUUCGCUUAUGAAGAGCCUCAAGGCCAAGGAGCAGGCACUCGCCGAUCUGCGCGCCUCCACCUGUGCCCUCUGCGAGGAGCUGCUCGCCCAAAACAAUGAACUGAAGCUGCAGAAUGCAGCGCUACUAGCGGCCAUGUCGAACCAGGGCAACGCUGCCGUCACAGCCGUGGCCAACGUUGCGCCCAAUCCUCCAUUCGCUGCCGGCAAUUGCGGCAAUUGUGAGCAGUAUUUGACCAAGAUUUCUGGACUGGAGCGCCGCCUGUCCGCCCUGCAGACCGCUCUGCUCAAUUAUACGACCAGCGGCAGCAAUUUACCAGCUAAUAUAUCGACUGCUCCGACAGCUGCCUCCUCGCCGCUCUAAAAGAUUAGGCAUUGUUAUUUUGAUCAAUGACUUUUCGUGUAUUAUAUUUGUAUCUAUUUAU